Molecule: messenger RNA, 2142 nt
Organism: Cygnus atratus (black swan)
Lineage: Eukaryota; Metazoa; Chordata; Aves; Anseriformes; Anatidae
Gene: SLC25A10
Product: solute carrier family 25 member 10
Exons: 10
Coding region: 40-996 (318 amino acids)
Biological process (GO): oxaloacetate transport; succinate transmembrane transport; thiosulfate transport
Molecular function (GO): antiporter activity; thiosulfate transmembrane transporter activity; succinate transmembrane transporter activity
Source: RefSeq, a predicted model, not a curated record
UGUGGGCGGGCGCGGGGCGGGGCGCGCAGAGCGGCGCCGAUGGCGGAGCGGCGGGUGUCCCGGUGGUACUUCGGGGGGCUGGCGUCCUGCGGCGCCGCCUGCUGCACCCACCCGCUCGACCUGCUCAAGGUCCACCUACAGACGCAGCAGGAGGUGAAGAUGCGCAUGAUGGGGAUGGCGCUGCGCGUGGUCCGCACCGACGGCUUCCUGGCUCUGUACAACGGGCUCAGCGCCUCGCUGUGCCGGCAGAUGACGUACUCCUUGACUCGCUUUGCCAUCUAUGAGACUGCGAGGGACCGCUUGGGCCAGGGCAGCCAGGGGCCUCCCCCCUUCUACCAAAAAGUGCUCCUGGGUGCAGUGGGAGGUUUCACCGGCGGCUUUGUGGGGACCCCGGCAGACAUGGUGAACGUCAGGAUGCAGAACGACGUCAAGCAGCCGGCCCACCUGCGGCGAAACUAUUCCCAUGCCCUGGAUGGCAUGUACCGCGUCCUCCGGGAAGAGGGCUUGAAGAAACUGUUCUCAGGAGCUACGAUGGCAUCCAGUCGAGGGGCCCUAGUCACUGUUGGGCAGCUUUCCUGUUAUGACCAAGCCAAGCAGCUGGUUCUCACGACUGGGUUGCUGUCAGACAACAUCUUCACUCACUUUCUGGCCAGCUUCAUUGCUGGCGGAUGCGCCACAUUCCUGUGCCAGCCCCUGGACGUGCUCAAGACGCGCCUCAUGAACUCCCAGGGCGAGUACCGGGUGAGUGCCUGUCCUGCCCCCCUGGCUGCUGGUCCCGUCCCCUCGGUGCGGCGGCCUCUGCUGCCGGGCACCUCGUCACCUCUCCUCUCGCUCCAGGGUGUCACCCACUGUGCCAUGGAGACUGCCAAGCUCGGGCCCCUCGCCUUCUACAAGGGCUUCGUUCCCGCUGCCAUUCGGCUCGUUCCUCACACCGUCCUCACCUUUGUCUUCCUGGAACAGCUGCGCAAAUACUUUGGGAUCAAAGUGGUCACCUGAGGGAGGGCUGGACCCUGCCUCGCCCUGGGGGUGAGCGUGCAGGUCACCACCGAUAUCCCAGAACCCUUCCCCGCUGUCCGGGGCCGGGGCUGUUCCCACUCCCCUCAUCCCCACUCCCGUGCCUUGCCAGGGCCUGUGGCCGGCCAGUCCCAGGCUCCCCUUCCCUCACUCCCCCCUGUUCUCAGCAUCUCCGUUACCUCUGGGAUUUCCUUAGGCCUCAUCCCCUCUGCACUCUGCUUUUUUUUUUCUUCAUCUUCCCACUGGCCACCAGGUCUGCCCCUGCCUCCCCGCAGAGCUGGCUGGAGAGGCGAGCUCAGCAAGGGGCCCUCAGCUCUGCCCCCACAACCUCCCUGGGGCCGGACGGCCUUGUCCCGGGGCGGAUGGGGAGCAGCCCUGUGCCUCUGCCUGGCUGCAGUCUGAAGGGGCAGGGGCUGGCGGGGCCCCUUCUGCUUGUGACAACCCUGCAGCCAGGGCCUGUGCAGGGCCGCAGUGCCAGCGCUCGUUGCUCCCAGCCCCUCCUGCAAGCAGCAAGGGGGGGGGACGCAGGUUUAGCACAAGGCACCGUCCCCUCUUUGGUGCCUCUGGCCCCCCACGUUCCUCUGCUGGCCCCGCGCAGGCCAAACUCUGCCUCCUCUCACUGCUGCUCCGCUUCCCGACCUCCCCGCACCCCCUGCUUCCGCUCAGCCAAAACUCGCCAGCGCCCGACGGCCGCUGCGCUCUUCAGGGAUUGUGCCUUAUACCAAUGACGACAGAACGGGUGCGGGGGGCGCGGGGCAGCCGCUUGGCCAUGCUGCCCUGCUGGGGCCCUGCCCGUGACCGCACUGCUGCCAGCCCCUGCCACAGCCGGGGCCAGGCCCUGCAUGCCCGUGGGUCCCGUGGCCUCGGGACAGCAUCCGGCAUCCAUCCAGCACCUCCGCAGCCUCGCCAGCCCCGCUGUCUCUCACACUGCAGCCGGGGCAGACCCCAGCCCCACGUGCCUCCCGCGCACCCUCCCUGCCUGACGGCCGCCUCGCCCCUGCACGGUGGGCUGCGGGCACCAGCCCUCUGCCACGUGCAGCCCUGCGCAGGGUGGCUCUGAGGGAUCAAAGAACUGGAAUGUCUGUGACCUUAAUGUAUGAUAAAUAAACAGCGGAACAAACACGGGGA